Liolophura sinensis is the source of this 2495-nucleotide messenger RNA. RefSeq names its product N-acylethanolamine-hydrolyzing acid amidase-like. Lineage: Eukaryota; Metazoa; Mollusca; Polyplacophora; Chitonida; Chitonidae. The transcript has 10 exons. The coding region runs from base 1 to 1047 and encodes 348 amino acids. Gene Ontology annotation, cellular component: lysosome. Gene Ontology annotation, biological process: fatty acid metabolic process. The record is from RefSeq and is a predicted model, not a curated record. Gene Ontology annotation, molecular function: fatty acid amide hydrolase activity.
AUGGCGGCGCUCAGAUGCCUGUGUAUGCUUGUGUUAGUUUCUCUGUGUCUAGGAGAGACCCCGACCGUGCCCCCAAAGUAUGUGGUUGACCUUGACUUAACUGAGGAGCAAAGAUGGACGCAUGUGGUCAAGGAUUAUCCUGAGCUACCUGAAAUGAUCCAAACCGUAAUCAAGAAAUAUGUACCUGAUGAUCUGGUGUCCAUGGUGGAGCAAAUUGGAUCAGCCAUUGAUGAUUACCUACCGAGUCCAUACGCCGGGGAGAUCAGAGGAAUUGCCAAAGCCUUGAAUAUGACGUUGGGCGAAGCGGUGAUCCCAAACAUCCUCUACGAUCUGACAUCGUUCUGUACUAGUAUCGUGGCUCAAGACUUGAGCGGGAACAUCUGGCACGCCCGAAAUCUGGACUACAGCUUUACCGAUAUGCUCCGCAAUAUCACCAUCAUAGUGGACUUCCAGAGACAGGGAAAGAUUGUAUAUAGCGGUGUUACAUAUGCGGGUUACGUGGGGUUGUUAUCCGUCCAAAAACCAGGGGCUUUUACCAUCACAGCGGAUGAGAGAGACAAAGGGGCCUGGUGGAUGAAUUUGCUGAUCGGGAUAUUCGACAAACAGGCCAAACCCAUGAGCUUUCUUGUCCGUGAUACUACAGAACAGGCUGAAGAUUUCCAGUCUGCAGUUCGUCAGCUCUCCUACACAGUUACAGAAGCCUCUGUGUAUUACAUCAUAGGCGGAGUAAAGAAAGGGGAAGGAGCGGUGAUAACGAAGGAGAGGCUGAGUGCCCUGGAUACCUGGUAUAUUGACUCGACGGUGGGAAGAUGGUUCGUCUUGGAAACAAACUACGACCAUUGGGUUACGCCACCAACGAGUGAUGAUAGACGAGACCCAGGGAUUAAGGCCAUGAAUGCUAUGGGGAACAAAACGAUCACGGUGAACUCGCUGUUUAAAGUAUUGUCAACUCAACCAGUCCUAAACCCGACAACCACCUACUCUGUGGUUAUGAGCGCCGGUCAACCUGACCUACUCACAGCCUGGGUUAGACACCUGGCACAUUGAUGGCACCUUGAUGAUGAUUACGCCCGGAUACUAUUGACGGACAUGACACCCAAUGGUAUUGUUAUAGAUAUCAUUGAAUGCACAUGGUAUAUAAAACAGUUUUAAUUAGAAAAUCAGGGGACCAAACGUUAAAGUGUUAUUUAUAGCUCAGACAUGAUUUGCGAUCAAUCCAGAAUGCAUAAUAGUCAAAAGAGUGUAUAUGUGUAUCUGUUAAAAUUGUCAGUUGUAAUUGUAAGUCUCUAGCAACAUGACUGCAUGUCUUCUGUGAUAAUGUUGCAUUUAACAGUGAAUCAAAGUACAGAUCACACAUCACACAGAAAUGAGUACAUCAAAAACAAAAUCUGCCCUUUGCAGGACACGAGAACUACAAAAAGUCACACAGAAAUCGAUACAAGAGAAGUAAAAAAUGUAUCAUUAAGAGUGACACAGCAAAUGCAUUUAAAACAGUGGAACGCAAAAAUUUCAUAGGGUACGCCGAAUACAGCUUGGCCAAGACUGCAUGAAAUCGACACAGCAUAGGUAAAAAGAUCACAGAGAAAAUGAAACAGGAAAAUCAAAGGAGCACCAAAAAUAGAAAAGGAGAAGUUCAGGUUACAGGACUCAUCUGAUGUCGGUGCCCUGGUCGCAAUUGUCCGAUAAAAUUAUCCAGCAGGUUUUAGUGAGGCUACUGGUAAAAAAAAUAUAUAACUUCAAAAAUUCAGAUGUAAAUGCGCUUGUGAAUUCAGUUUCUGGAAUAAUACUAAUAAUAAUUAGUUCCAGGUCCUAACUGCCGUUCAAGUCUGUGGCACCAUUGUGUUGCCAUUGGUUACCAGAAGUAUGGAUGCACUUUGUCUUGAUAUAAUGCUCUGCAUAUAUUGUCAAUGUGAUCGCACUACAUUGUGGUUACUGUACAUUAUGCAAAUGACUGUUAUACAUUUUUCCCAUGCAAGUAUAGCCGUACGAGAAAUUGUACCGUUAUGUUAUAGAAAUCGCGUAAUAGUAAUGCCGCAGCAAAGAUGAAAGUGGGACUCCUUUUCAAAUUCUUUCUGCUUGAACGACUGAGAACCAACGUAUACCUCAUGCAUCUAUGUACAACUUCUGAUAUAAAUCAAUCAUUGCCUUCACCAUCUGUUUCACUUUUGUAAUCAAAACAUUUGCCAAAUAUUUAUAUAUAUGGGUUAGAUUUUAUACCAGGUGAUAUCGCGGUAUAUCUGUGUUCAUAUUUUUUAAAUUAUGUGAAUUCACCGUAAAAGUUAUAUAUGAUGCAAAUUUUAAUGCAAGCUCGUCAUAGACUAUACUACAAAUCAUACCUUUAUUUCAUGACUUGUCAGCUGACUCUAUAUAAAAUAUUGGUGACGGCAGUACUUUCUAUAUAUUUGUAAUGUAAUUCUAUCUCUUUGUUGAUGCAAGGUUAAAUAUACCGGUACGCUGUCAGCUAUUUUUCAAUAAAAAGAUUUUUGCAUUGAAUG